Molecule: messenger RNA, 1005 nt
Organism: Lingula anatina
Lineage: Eukaryota; Metazoa; Brachiopoda; Lingulata; Lingulida; Lingulidae
Source: RefSeq, a predicted model, not a curated record
GGGACAUCGUGGAUAAGGUGGCCAACUGUUCGUACAAUGCCGAGAACUGCGGGGGCACUGACAGGGUGUUUGGGUACCCUUUAAGUGAGGAACCGUAUAUCUCCAGCUGCCAGGAUGUCUAUAACGCCGGUCUCUGGAUCCAUGGGACCUAUUAUUCGUCAGACUCGUCGUCUUUUUACUGCAAUAUAAAGGAGAACUCCACGGCGUGUGACCAAGGCUGGAUCUCCCAUGGUGGUCACUGUUACAAACUGACCCACGUCCAGAAGAACUUUGACCAGGCCAUCCAAGCGUGUGCGGCGGACAACGCCCACCUUGUGACAGUGAACAGCGCCAGCGAGAUGAACUUCCUGAAAAACUUGAUUCCUACUCGCCCGUCACUGCUGUACGAAUGGUACUUUUUCAUUGGAUUCUACGACUUCGCUGACACUAAAGCUAGCACGUGGUUGGAUGGUGCGUUAAGCAAAUAUAAAUAUUUCCACGGCGUCGCUCCAAAUACCUUCGGCUACAAGUGCAAUAUUUUGAUGCGGUCACAGCACUACAAGUGGAGGGACUGGUUAUGUACGGAAACGGAAGGGUAUAUUUGCGAAAAAUCACCAGAGUACAUUGGAUGUUUUGACAGAGUACAGGAUGGUGAGGUUGUUCUGACUAACAGUAAGAUGUCCAUACAGUACUGUAGACAAACUUGUAUGGCUAAGAGUUACGACUACGCAGCCUUGCUCAAUGGAAACGCAUGCCACUGUGUAACCAAUGAUGGCACAAAUGCCACGGCCUUUGACCUCCACUCUCCUCUCCCUAUGACGUCAUGCUCCACGCCGUGCCUGGCCAAUGACAAACAGUACUGCGGCGCUGCUAACAAGUUCAACGUGUACCAAGCCUCAGGUCUAUCCAGCCCAGAAUAUGCCCAGUCCUGCUACGAGCUGGAGAUGGCCGGACUGCCCAGUGGAGAAUACAUCAUCAAACCUUCUGGUGGCUCACCAUCUACCGUCAACUGCACUAUGGAGAGCG